AUGGAAGAGGAAAACAAGACUGCAAUAACUGAGUUCAUCCUCAUUGGCUAUUCAGGUCGACCAAAGACAAGGAUAGGAAUGAUUCUCUUAUUGAUCACUGUGUAUUCUGUAACACUGGUGGGAAAUGGUCUUAUCAUCUUGGUGACCACGACUGAUCCGCGGCUCCAGAACCCCAUGUACUUUUUCCUCAGCAACCUCUCCUUCCUUGACAUUUGCUAUUCAACAUCUUCGAUACCACAAUCCAUUGCAAACCUUUUGGUGGACAAGCCCACCAUGUCCUUUACAAUGUGUUAUUUCCAAAUGAGCACUGGUGUCUACUUAGCAGUGACUGAGUGUUUCCUCUUGGCCAUCAUGGCUUAUGACCGGUAUAUAGCAAUUUCGAGUCCACUGCAUUACACGCUAAUCAUGAGCAAGAUGUUUUGCAUCCUGUUAGCAGCUGGGACAUGGACAAGUGGUAUCUUUUUAGGCAUAGUCCCUAUGUAUGCCUUGCCAGCUCGCUUUUGUGGGAAUAAUGUGAUUGACCAUUUAACAUGUGAACUUAAAGCAGUUAUGAAGCUUGUUUGCUCAGAUACCUCUGUGAGCCAACUGGUUACGUUCUUCACUGCUGGUCUCACAUUACUUGGCCCCUUUGCCUUUAUCCUUUUCUCAUAUUUGCGCAUAAUUGUGGCAAUUCUAAGGAUCCAUUUGGCGGGUGGCAGGCUCAAGGCUUUCUCCACUUGUGCCUCUCACUUGACUGUGGUAACCAUUUACUAUGGCACCUUCAUGUUCUCAUAUCUCAAACCACAAUCGAAAAGCACCCAGGAGGCGGACAAGAUUAUUUCAGCCUUUUAUGGAGUAGUGACUCCCAUGUUAAACCCCCUCAUCUACACACUCAGAAAUCAGGAGGUUAUUGGGGCAUUGACAAGACUUGUGGAAAAGAAAGGAAAAUGA
Messenger RNA from Hemicordylus capensis (graceful crag lizard), 930 nucleotides. Its product is annotated as olfactory receptor 13H1-like. The transcript has a single exon. The coding region runs from base 1 to 930 and encodes 309 amino acids. The record is from RefSeq and is a predicted model, not a curated record. Gene Ontology annotation, molecular function: olfactory receptor activity; G protein-coupled receptor activity. Lineage: Eukaryota; Metazoa; Chordata; Lepidosauria; Squamata; Cordylidae. Gene Ontology annotation, biological process: G protein-coupled receptor signaling pathway. Gene Ontology annotation, cellular component: membrane.